AUGUUUCUGGCUGCAAAGGAAAUGCUAGAAUAUGAUCGGAAGAUGACAGAAACUCUAGCUAAUAGUAUUGCUUCUCUUGAAGAUACCAAGGCAUCGAUUCUGUCGAGUAACCGUAUAGAAAUGAAGGAUAGAUGUACGACCAGCAAUGUGAACCGAGAAACCGUAAUAUCCAGCGGUCGAGUUGGAGCGGUCUCGCUUGCUGGAGGAGCAGUUCGUCUUGUACUCAAGGAAUCGGCUACCCUUCCAUCAGCCAUGGCUAAAGGCGCUGUUCAUGCAAUCACAGCUGUAGGAAUCGCGAUUGACGUUUUAACUGUAGCAUUGAGUGUGAAGGGUAUGGUGAAUGGAUCUCGAUCGGAAACGGCUACGAAACUACGUGAAGCUGCAGAAGAACUGAAAAACAGCAGAGAAGCAAUUACCCGUCAUUUUCUCAUGGAUUAUCUUUUGUAG
Messenger RNA from Cooperia oncophora, 447 nucleotides. The record is from the annotation of a GenBank genome assembly. NCBI's taxonomy places the organism in Eukaryota, Metazoa, Nematoda, Chromadorea, Rhabditida, Trichostrongylidae.